UCACUCCAAGAACUCGAUCUUUUAACAUUCCACAAUCAAAGAUUAACCAAACUAUUGAAAUUUUAUCACAUCAGAAAUCGUCACCAGGUUGGUUAGUCGGGUCAGCAAAAAAAGAACUUGAGAGAACAAAAGCUCUUUUGGAAUCUACAAGUGGAGAAUUGACAAAGGAAAUUGAAAAAAAUGAAUCAUUGCAUAAGGAACUUUUUGAGGCCAAGAGUUUAUACACACAACAUUCGAAUGUUCUUGAAUCCAAGAUUUUAGAAUUAGAAAGAAAGGCCGAAGAGCUCCAGAAUGAAUUAACAAGAUCACAUCUUGCUAGCGAAGAUGCUAUGAGUACAUUACGUCAAGAGAAGCGCGAGCUUGAUAAUGAACUCGAACAAACAAGAUCAGAAUUACUCUUAAUUGAUAAUGAGUCUAAUGAACUUAUUGCAAGCUUUAAACAAUUGCAAUUAAAUGCCAAAGAUUACUUGAAAGCUCUUGAAGAGAAGUCGGAAUCAUCUUAUGAUCUAGGCUUGAGGGUCAAAAAUGCUAGUAAAGUAUGGCAACAAAAUCUACAAACAUUGGCAGUGAAAUUGGCAUCCUCUCAAAACCUUAUUAAAUUGAAAAAUAAUUGUGAAAUUUCUUACAAAACCAAUAAUUCUUUAUUAAUAUCUAAACUAGCAUCUCAGGAUGAUGAUGAGGAGGAGUUUGUUUAUCCAGUUAAUCCUGAAAAGCAAGAAAUCCCUGAAUCUUCAAGUCAAUCAAUUGAGAAUACAUCACAACUUUCAACCAUUAUGACCACACAAACAAUAUCUGCAAGAAGUGAUAUAGGAAUGAAAACACUUAUCAAGAAACAUUAUGAAUCUAAAAUAAGCCAAUUAACAAACCAGUUAAAUUCAGCGGAUCAAAAGUCGGUACAAUUACAUAAUUCUCUAAAAGUCAUUAAAGAAAAAUUGGUUGAAUCGGAAAAUCUAAAAUUACGGUCAGAACAAGAAAAUGUGAAAUUACAAAAUGAAUUGUCUCGAUUGAAGGAAAAAUUGAAUGAAGAUCGUGCAAAUUAUGAUACACAGCUUAAAGAAAUGAGGGGGUGGGCUGAACAACGGCAAAAUAAGGAUAAGGAAUUAGAUGACGAAUUAUCGGGGUAUAAAGCUGGAACUUCGCGAAAUGAAUAG
This is a messenger RNA of Racocetra fulgida, 1151 nucleotides long. Lineage: Eukaryota; Fungi; Glomeromycota; Glomeromycetes; Diversisporales; Gigasporaceae. The record is from the annotation of a GenBank genome assembly.